Molecule: messenger RNA, 348 nt
Organism: Saccostrea cuccullata (small rock oyster)
Lineage: Eukaryota; Metazoa; Mollusca; Bivalvia; Ostreida; Ostreidae
Product: probable cytochrome P450 6a13
Exons: 4
Molecular function (GO): steroid hydroxylase activity; heme binding; oxidoreductase activity, acting on paired donors, with incorporation or reduction of molecular oxygen
Source: RefSeq, a predicted model, not a curated record
UUUAUUCCAGUAGUUCACAGCUGACUGAAGAUGGAGGUUCUGGGGAUUGUUGAUGUGCCCGCUUUGCUCCUAACUCUGUUAUUGUUCUGUUUGUCUGUUUACUUGUAUUCAAGAUAUAAGUUGAGCUUUUGGAGUAGACGUGGUGUCCCUCAUCCUAAACCAACAUUAUUCAAAGGCCUUAGCCCUUUGAUGAAAGAUGGUGUUGGAGAAUUUGACUUGAAAAUGCAUUCGACGUACGACAAGGUUGUUGGUAUAUACACGUAUCACAAACCGUCCCUUCUGAUCCUGGACCCAGAGCUGACACGAGAUAUCAUGAUCAAGGAUUUCUCAACAUUCCCGAAUAGACCG